CUCGUUCCCCGCGCGUUUAAACCGUUUGUUGGGUUGGAUGAGGCCAGGCCAGUGCAUAACGCGAGAACUAGCAGAGUGAGGUGAGGAUUCAAUUCAGUUAGGUAUAACGCUUUGUUUAGUGUGAGUUCCGUUAUGGCGUAGUGUUUCAAAACGCGAAAUUUAGUGACGAUAUUGUUUAAGUGUGUAAAGAGAUUGAAUAUUAAUGGUGAAGAUGUCGGUAAUGCAAAUUCAGCAGGCCAAAAGGCAACAGUGUUAUCUUUGUGACCUUCCGAGAAUGCCAUGGGCAAUGGUACACGAUUUUUCUGAAGCAGUAUGUAGAGGAUGUGUUAACUAUGAAGGUGCUGACAGAAUCGAAAUAGUUAUAGAAACUGCUAGACAAAUGAAACGAGCUCACGGAUUUCAGGAGCAGCGAUCCGCUCAUAAUGCAAAGACCCACAGAAGUACCACUUCCUUAGAACACCAAAACGGUGAAGUGGUAGCCUCGUCCAGCAGACAACAAAGUGCUCCUCAUCAUACUACCACUUACGGACUUCACCAUUCGAGGUCGAAUAUAUUGGCAGAGUAUCAAGCUGCUCAACAACAAGCUCCUGUGCCUCCCAGAGGGAGAACACAGCUAGAAGCUACACAAGAACACGAAAUUGUUGCACGAACCUCAGUGAGAUUGCCAACGGCAGCCCAUUUGGCUGCUCAUCACCAGUUGCAAACUCAUCAUCAUUCUAACAAUAGCAGGCCCGGUACGAUACCCCAACAGGGAAUUAAAAGGGGGUUAGCUUCGACAGAUGACGAUGAUCAUCAUGGUCAUCAUCAUUCCAACGGAGAUAUCGGCGGGGCUAAAAGAAUGCUUUCAGUUGACGAGCACGGUAAUGCCGUCAGGCCCCCAUUAACUAGGGGAGACUCCCUUCCUGCUGUUUCACUUGCACAGCCUUUUGUUAUUUCGACGGAAAGAACUUUUAAACAAGAGAAACACCCCAUUCGAACAGCUUCCUUUGACGCAGGGACUGCAUUUAAACCUAAUGCUCCCGUCUCGAUAGCAAGUGCGAAUGGGACCUCUUCGAAUUCUCCAUUAAAUAAUAGAACCGGUUCCCCGCCAGAAGCUAACAUGGCUGGUGCGACACCCCAGGCUCAACCUACUACCGGUUCUGGCCAAAGUCCCAUGGCAGCUUUGAUAUCAGUAGCAGACAAUCUACCACCCGGAAGUCCUCGAUCAACUGGAGGAAGUCCGCCUACAAACGUUGCCCCUCGGUCUGCAUCGAGAGGAUCUCAACAUUCGCCUAAUUCAACAGGUUCUUCUAGUGGUAGACGUUCGUCUGGAUCAAGGCAUGUUUCUUCGACGACAGUAACAUCUACAGAAGCUGGCACCAUGUCGGCGAAUAAUAAUGAAACUUUAACCGGUAGCGGCGACAAUGUGGCCACUACUCCUACGGCGACAGCAACUUUGAAAUGUACAUUGUGCCAAGAACGGUUGGAAGAUACACAUUUUGUUCAAUGUCCUUCAGUGCCACACCACAAAUUCUGUUUUCCCUGCAGUAGAGAAAGCAUAAAACGACAAGGAGCAGGAUCAGAGGUAUACUGUCCUAGCGGAGAAAAAUGUCCAUUGGCGAACUCGAAUGUACCAUGGGCAUUUAUGCAGGGAGAAAUAGCCACGAUAUUGGGUGAAGAUUACAAAGUGAAGAAAGAAAGGGAAUCUUAAAGGCAAGCGAAGUCAUGUUGAGCGUGAAACUCUUACUCGAUAGAAGUCGAGGAAAAAAUCUCUUGACCAGAGAUCGAAACCUAAUGGAAAAUAUUGAUGAAGGCAAGAAUUUGGGAGUCAAGAUGCCGAAAGGAUUGUCUUGUACAUUAAACUGGAAAAGGCUGUGUCAAAAUGUUUAGUUCUUAAAUAACGGAUGGUACGCGAAUCUGUAAAAUCCGUCUUAUGAUUGUAUACCUACCGAAUUAUAACAAAAAAAAUGGCUAAUUUCGCCGAAUAUUUGUAAAUAACGACAGCGACCAUGUCUGUAGCUUUUAAAAUGAUUUGUUGUCUCGGGUUUUUGCGAUUAUUUACUGGUCUCUUUUAUUGUAAACGACUUUUUGUAAAUAUUGUACAAUAAGCAAAAAAAAAUUGGAAGAAGUGUAUAAAAUAUAUUAUGCCAGAUAGAUUUAGUUGUAGAAUUUUUGUAUUCGAGAUAGCGUGAUUUUCUCAAAGUAAUUUGGAAAAGUUGGAUUCGCAGUCGAUGUCACGACUUGAUUGAGCAGUCGUAACUCUAACGUAAAACUCCUUGUUCCCGCUAAGGGAGAGGCUCGUGCAUUUUCUACAAAGCUGUAAAUAUUGUAUAUUCAUCAGCUGAUUAUAAUAAACAGUAUAAAAGUCGGUUUAGAUUUUGAAUAUUUAAAUGCCGUCUUAGGCUGUAUUGUAUAAUGAUUUUUGUGGUACAUUCGGGCCAUUGCUUUUAUUUAUGGAAAGUACACUAGUCAACAAGUGAAGUAAUACUACUUCAUUAAUAGGAACUACAAAACUCGCUGGUAAUGUAAGAACGAUAUAAACACUUUUUCAUUAAUAACUAUCUGUCUACUUAAAGCGUUCGUCUUCUUUGCUACUCGAUCCUCUGAGUAUCGAGUAUGUGUAAGACUCUAGAUGAAUCUUUAGACCUGUAUAUUUAUACAAUAUUUAAUAUUAAAGGUACUUUCUGUAGAAGCUAUGCGUAUAUCUUGUUAUGAUAUCUACAGAAUUUGUUUUUGAAUAGUUUGCUAUUUUGUAUUAUAUUCAUGGAUGUUUUUUUAUUAAACUUAUAUCAAUCCAAAUUUAGUUCAGUUUGAGAAAAUUUUGACAUGUUUUAAAAUACUUUCAGAAUCUUUAGAACCGAAGUUUGUUCCAGAAAAUUAUCAUUAAUGAAACGUUGACAAUCACCGUAACUCAAAAUAUAUUUCUUUUCGUUUUUAAAUACCCUUCAAUUAACAAAUGCGGGCAAUACAUAGUUAUUUAGAGUUUGUUAAACACAGAAAUCAACUGCCAUAUAUCCGUACCGACAAAUUUCAAAAGUCUUAAGUACAUUUUUUUAUUAAUUGCGGCUGUGAAAGGUAAAGUGGCGCAGUCACCUGAACAUCAUUUUGGUAUAUUUAAAAGUUUAGGGCCAGAACCCACGGCCCGACUACUUUAACCUUUAGUCUCCCAUCACUUUUAGAUUUUUUUGACAGUUACUUCCCGACGGUACUUUUAAGAACUUAUUUUUUCAGUCAUAACUUUUUAAAAUAAGCUAAAAGCAUGGCUUUUUUCCAACGAUCCUUUAGACACUUUAGAGUACCUAUAAAUCUUAUUGUGUAUUUAACACGAAAUCGUUUGAAUGACAUUUGAAGUAUUAAGCAUCAGCUGAUAACUAAUAAAUGAUAUUUAACAGAACAUUUGUAAAAAAUCUACUUCAACACUUGGGAUAUAAGGGUACCCGAAUUUGGUGGUACUUAAAAGUACCGUCGGGAGACUAAGGGUUAAAACUACGUUUUAUUUUCCUGUCACCUACCUUUAACAUAUACAAGUUAUUGAGUUAGGUUAAACCACCUUACUGCCUCAAUACAUAAUACAUCUAAAUACGUAUAUGUAUAUUGUUUUCCACCAAUGCAAAUGUUCAAUAUUCUUCUAACUGGGCCAGGUUCUCGGUUGUACUGUUCUGCUGAGGUUUGGUUAUGUAAGUGUGUGUAGUAAGGGGGUGAAUAAACAAUUUACACAAACAAUUUAAUAUUUCCAACAAGAGCAUUAUUUAAAAUUCCUUGUUCCCGCUAAGGGAUAGGGACUUCACAUCCUAGCAGGGGGCGUUAAGACGCUAGAAAACCGGAAGAUAAGUAUAGCUAUCACAGAAGAUAUCGGGGAAGAACAGGUAUGUACAUCGGUUAUGACUAUAAAUAUCUGAAAAAUACAUAAUACAUACUUGUAAAGUAAACACCACUCUUACCAUUUUCUAAUAUUAUCUAAGUAUUGACUGGACUUUUCUAUCUGCCUCAUGAAUAAUGAGAUAAAUUAGAAUUUCAUUUAUUUUGCAUAAAAAAUACAUGUAAUUCCGUUAUCAUAAAAUAAUUAUAGGAAUAUCUACCAAUAUUAUUACUCUGGUUCCGUUAUAUCUAUCCUUUUUUUCUACUUUUCUACUAUUGGAUGAGAAAAUAAAUUGAAUUUUAAAAACAAUUUGUUGUUAUUCCUAGAGGAAAUAUUAAAUUUUAUCUACACAUAUUAUUAUGUAUGUGUAGGCGUAGUAGUUAACAUAUUAUUAUUUGUUGCCAAUUAUAAAAAUAUCAUUAAUUCUGAUAGUAAAUAUUGUUAUCCUUCACGGUCAUCUUUAUUUUUAUAUAUUUUGUUUUGAUUGCAGAAUUAUGUUUAUAUUGCGCAUUAUAAAAUUAUGAUUAUAAUAUAAAACUUUACCUGCCAUGUAACACAAAUCUGGCUUAGAGUUCAAUAUUUGCUUUGAUAGUAGAAAGAAAGCAAGUACAUUCAAAAUAAAUUCAAAGUUUGUACUGAGUAAUAAGUGAUUAUUUUCUGGGACAAGCUUCACAAAAAAUUUUUAUUGUAGAAAUUGAAUUUUUGAAUAUUGAAUUGAAUCGAUAAAUGUCAUAGAAUUUUUAAACCUGAUAUAUAGGAGUAUAUAUUAUACUUCUACAAACAAUUUUGUCCUAAUACCACACUAAUAUCUUACGAUAUUAGUUUUUUGUCUUUGUGAAUAAUUGUGCUUAUACGCAGUUUGAUGUCUUGAAUAGAUUUGUUUCUAAGAACACCAGUUGUCAUUUUUUUAGAAAAACAGUUAAAUUGACCUACCGGCAAAAAGUCAACCCCUAUUUUAUGUCUUAAAAACAGGUUCUAUAUUUACAAAUCCAUUUUUUGAUAAUUUUGAAACUGAAAAUUAGUGAUCAGAUUCUAUACUUUAAUUUUUGUUUAUCAUUGAAAUCAUCUACAGUCGGAAAAAUGAAAGAAUACCCAUUAACAAACAUAUAAAACACGCUGUAUUUUCCUGUCACCGUGUCACAAAGAAAAUUGUCCAGUGCAAGUACAUGUAACAAUAAUUAUUACAAUAAUAAUUAUUGUUACAUGUACUUACACUGGACAAUUUUCAAUAAUUAUUACAAUAAUAAUUAUUGUUACAUGUACUUGCACUGGACAAUUUUCUUUGUGACACGGUGACAGGAAAAUACAGCGUGUUUUAUAUGUUCGUUCAUGGUACUAUCAAGCAUAUACUAAAUAGAGGCAGCUUUUCAAUUUUGAGUUAGAGGCGUACCAACAGAGAGAGCGAAUAAAACUACAUGCGCUUUCUGGCAACCCAUCGGUUCGACUUUUGUACAGAAAUAUAGAGGUAUUUGAGACAUGUCAAUCAGAACGAGGUGCAAAGGAGAUAGCAUGUAGUUUUACUUGCCCUCUCUCUUGCGAUACUCAUCACACACUCAGAUCAUGAAGGCUGCCUCUAGUUAGUAUCUGCUGGAAGAAACUUACUAAUUGAGUUUAUUGAAUAUAUUCUUAAAUGACCUUCUAGUAAUUUGCUGUGAAGGAAUCAAGUAAAAUUGACCAAUUUCAAAUAUCUUAAUAAAAUAUGGAAGUGACUUUUUCCCAGUGUGGGUAAUUUUUGGAUGGCAUUAAGCGGUAAAAAGUAGAUAUAGAAAUUAAUAAUUUGAAUAUAAAAAAUAUUUAUAAAUUAAAUAAUUAUCAACAUUUUUUUUUGAAAAUAUAAAAUAUUUUUGAAAAUAAGUGUAUACUUUACAUAUUAUGCAUAUGAUUGUGGUUUAUUGAGUAGUCGAUAUCACGUUUUAGUACAUAAUUUGGUUAAAAAAAUAGGAUAAAUGAUAAUUUUAAUGAUAAUGUUAAAAAUAAUACCAUGAACUUAUUAAAAAAUUGUAAAAUAACUGUUCCCUCGAAAUUUUAAUUCAAAAAGCAUAAUAGCUGAAGUUAGAUAAAGCUAAGGUUUUUAAAAGUAUGUAACGGAAAAGGCAUGGGCUGAAUUUAUAUGAAGAGAUACUUGGCUUUUUGUUUCGAUAGAUCUCUUAUUUUUUGUUACUUUUACAUACAGGGUGAGGCAAAUAAAUGGCCUAUUAGAAAUAUCUCGAGAACUAAAGGCAAAAUAAUCAUGAAAAUUUAAAUUAAGGGGUUUUGAAGAGUCAUCUAUUUAAUGAAAAUAUUUUCAUCUAUUUGCUUAUACCGGAAGUUGCUUAUAACUUCGUUUUUUUAAAUGGGACACCCUGUCUUCUUUCUUAAAAUAUGAGGUUUUGUAAUGUUAUACAGGGUAUUUUAAAAGAUAAUUACGUUUUUUUAUUAAUUUCGUAGCAACAUUCACACCCUGUAGAAUUGUAGUAGUUUGACAUCUAAAACUCUACUUACGUUCAAAUGAUUUUUAGUAUAGUCUACUAUUGUUAAGAAUCAUUAGUAUAGCUAAAUUUUUAAUUUUAGUAUACAGGGUUGGUCGAAACUCAGAAUGAGUAUUUUCUGAGUUUUCUUAAAUGGAACACCCUGUAUUUUAGUAUUGUAAUGAACUGAUAUUUUAUGGUACUCUUUUAUUUCUUAAGCAUUCCCUAUACCUAACUGCUUUAAUUUGUGCUUAAUUGUUAAUCACACCAACAAUCUUAACUACGUAGGUAUUUUGAUAGCUAAACCAUUAUUGGUAAUUUUAUGGAUCAGUCUGGAUUAAUAUGUAUUUAUUUCUGAAAAAUUAUUUGUGAUUGAAUUUUUUCACGGCCAACCUAAUAAAAUUUUACGUAUUUUUUGUUGCAAUUAAUGUUUAGCUUGAAUCACCAAUAACUCACAAAUUAAAGCAAUUAGGUAUAGGGAAUACUUAUAAAAUAAAAAAGUACCAUGAAAUAUCAUUUCAUUACAAUACUAAAAUACAGGGUGUUCCAUUUAAGAAAACUCAGAAAAUAUUCAUUUCGAGUUUCGACCAACCCUGUAUACUAAAAUUUCAAAAUUAGCUAUACUAAUGAGUCUUAACAAUAGUAGACUAUAUUAAAAAUCACUUGAACGUAAGCAGAGUUUUUAAUGUCAAACUGUUACAAUUCUACAGGGUGUGAAUGUUGCUACGAAAUUAAUAAAAAAAACGUAAAUAUCUUUUAAAAACCCUGUAUAAUAUUACAAAACCUCAUAUUUUAAGAAAGAAUAUAUUGAUGAGAAUCCAAAAAUGUAAAAAUAUACAGGGUGUCCCAUUUAAAAAACGAAGUUAUAAAGAGAUGAAAAUAUUUUCAUUUAAUAGAUCAUCCUUCAAAACCCCUACAUUCCAAUUUUCAUGAUUCUGUUGCCUUUCUCGAGAUAUUUCUAAUAGGCCAGUUAUCUGUCUCACCCUAUAUACUUUUGGAUAUAAUGUCAGGUAAUUAGAAGCAAUAAAAAUAUCAGAUUUUAGAUAAAAUGGCGGACAAGAUACAUAAAUAAAAACAAUUAUCAAAAAAUUAUAAUAUAAUACAUAAUAUAUUUAAUAAUCUAAUAUUAAAAUACUUAAUAUGAGUAUAAAUUUGUUGGUCGAACUGUUAAAGUUGUCUUUAUGUCUUUGUUAGAAAACUAUAAAAAUAUAAAUUACAAACGAUAAAUAUACAAAUUUCAUAAAACUAUAUUUGUCCAUUCCUUUCACAAAAGAUUACCGUCCUCUCCUCUACAUAUAUUAAGCCGAGAUUCAACGGAAGGUGAAGCGACGGUCUUCAUCGUUAUAACAGUUGGAGAAAAUAGGUAAUAGAAAAAGACAAAAUUUAAAGACGGGAAUCGACGAAACGUGGAAUACCGUUCCUCCCCUUAAUAUUUGUGGUUUACGACCUGUGGAAUAGGACAGACCUGUCGGAUUUAUGGUCAGCGCGUGCGGUCCCGUCAUUUGUCACGUGUAUCAACCCAGUUCAAAGGAAAGUCAGAAGCUGAUGCGCAGGUUUACCCCUCUAACCCUUCUGACAAGGCUAGGCGCAGGUAUUGUCAGGUUCAUGGUAAUUUUACUAUGGAGUGGUCUAACGACGUUGUGUUGGAUUUUUUUUCAUUUUGUGAGUUAACCAAUUUACUAAAAUUCCGAUCGCCAACAGUGGUGGCGUACAACAGCCUAAACUAAACUUUCGAAAUUCGAGGGGACACGCUCCAUCGGAAUGGUCCGACCACAUUUUGGGGUAGGUGGAGUGAAUUUAUCAAAAAGUAAAUCAAAAAGUGCUGUCUUUUCUUUUCACUAUUAUCUAUUUUUCUUCGCUGACGUGAACUACGUGUAAUGUGAAAGCCGCUCACAAUCCGUGGGAUAUCGGCUUUAAAAGGAUUUUGAGUAGAAUUGUUGAUCUCUUUGUGCAUUGAUAGGUCAAUUUUGCAAACAGUCUUUAUAAUUUAAUGAAUUUAAGUUUUUGUUACACUAAUUCCUGGACAGAGAAAACACACAGAAAGGGGACAUAUUAAAAAAAUAUAUUUAAAUUCAAUUAAAAAAACCUGUUAUCUGACUUCUUCUAAAUUGCUUAAAAUAAUUUAGUAGCAAUUAUAUAAUAUAAAAAUAACUAAGAAAUCAUUUUGUACUAAAAAAUUGUAUUCGCUAAAUUAUGAAGAACGAAAAGUAAUACUGUGUAGAUUGACUGUUUUAUUAGAAACAUAUUCAACAGGAAAUAUUUUUUUUCUUAUAUCACGAGAUAGACCUGGCCGUCACAUUUACGUUCCCCAAAUAUAAAUUUUCAGAAUAUUAUAUUUUAUCCAUGAAUAAUAAAUUUUGAUUUUAACGAGUAUAUUCUUUCAUAUCCGUGCCCCUAGAUAAUUAUUACUUAAAACACAUUUCAGGUGUUAUACCUUCAGUUCUAUCUCUGGCCCUUUCGAUUUUCAUCGCUUUUCAUCGAGUCCUUAUUGAGGACUUCACGAGAUGAUUGUGCCGUUUUUGAAAAUCUAUGGUUCUUUGAGUUCCAUGGUUAAUAAAUGUUCGUUCCAAGAUUUUUGCAUCUCAAGCGAGGGUGUAUUUUGUUUCUAUAAUUAUGUUCAGCAUCAGUAAUAGAAACAUCCAUCUUAGAUAUACUGAUAACACGUUUAUUCGCAUUCCUAAUUAACAACAUAAUUUAUAAAAAGCAAAUACAGAGUUGUCUGUAGAAUAUAUCAUAGCAGUCUUAAUUUUAACAAAAACUGAACUCCCCAUAGAAAUGUCUGUUUACCAUUCUACUGAAGUGCUUGUUUCAGAGGUGAUUUUCAUACUAAAAAUACAAAUAUGUAAAGUUUGUUUAGCAGUAAAUGGUUGACUUCAAAUAGUACCCACUAUAAACACCUGAGUUAACCGAUAAUAGUAUAAAAUGCCCGGUUUCAGGUAAAAUUUAAAUAUGUUUGAAUGUUUGUUUUUCUAUAAUCUUAAUUAAAAUAGAUUUAAUUUAUUUGAAAACAUUAAUUUCGAGCAUAUAAGGCAAAGCAAUAUAUUUUACAUUCGUUUUUUUGUUUUUGUCGUCAUAAUUAUUGUAAAUUUUGUGGAUCCUUUGCUUUAUUAUAGGAGUACAGUCUAGUCAGUGUUAAUUGUCAAAACACCAACUCCGUCUACCUAGUUUGCUUAUCGCUCCGGACUGGUCUUAACAAUGAGCCAAGUCAGAUAAAUUUAAUAAUAUUUACGGCCGCACUAAUUGAAGUCAACCAUUUACUGCUAAACAAACUUUACAUGCAUGUUUGAAGAGAAGUCCUUCAUUACACUUAUUAACUUAUACUUUCAUCUCUUGUUUUUGUUCCGUAUUGAAACAAAACAACCCUUACAAAGAACUUCUUUAUUAUCUGAAAUAAAUUAGCAAGUAGUGCAAAAAUUAAAUAUUAUUAAAUAAAUUAAAUAAAAAUCAAAUGUCUUCCAGUGUUUUAAAUCCCAUAUGACUUAUAUUUAAAAGAUUAUGCCAGAUAUGUUUUAUAGAAACAAUAUUUAUUUGAAUGCAUGACUCCUCCUUGUACCAAUUUUAUCAGGAAAUAUUUCGCAUGGAGUCAGUGAAACUAUAGGAAACUCGGCAUUCAUUCAGUAGCGUAUUUUCAACAGGGUACGCCACGAAACUUCACCAUAAUUAUUGGCGUUUGCGCUACAAAUAGAGUAAAAUAUAGAGAUAAUUUAUUUAAAAUAUAAAUUUAAUCUUGUCCUAUAAAUGUAACAUAUAUUAGCUCAGAUAAUCAGAUUAAGUGUAGCAAGGUUACACUUUGGAUAGCAGUAAUUAAUCUGUAUUUUAAACCCAAAAUUUGGAAGAAAAAAAAGAGCAACAAACUUUUAGUUACGUACUAAAAUUUUUGUUGGGAUAAAUUUGUUCUUAUAAAGUAGUAAACGUGAUCGUAUAUGUACUAAAAAAUAAUCUGUGUUGUAUGCAGUAUUACUUUGUUUUAAAUUGUUUUUGUUGUUUCAAUAUAUUCGUAAUUUUCUUUAUCUGCAUUCUGUUUAGACAGAAGCAAAGGACUUUAUUUAUGUAACAGGAGAUUCUGCAUUAAAUGUAUAAUUCGAAUUGACAUCACCGAACUAAAUAUUUCUAAAAAUUAUUUCAAAAUCAUACAACGUUUUAUUGUAUGAAUGUAGUCUCAUUUUGGUGAUGAGAUUGGGCGAAUACAAGGUAUUUAGUUGUGUAACAUUUGUCUUUUUAAUUUCUUUAUUGUACGUUUGUAGUUGGGUGAUUUUGAAAUAUUUUUGGUCUAUGGAUUAUUCAUUUUAAUUGAUGUAUUUAUAUUAUAGGAAAAUCAGUCUUAAUUUUUUAGAUUUAACUUAUAACCAUGAGUUUAAACAAUUUGUGACUUGUAUUCACAGACAGAACUGUAUUGACAAUGUCAGAUUUGUAAAUUGUAGUUGUUAAUUUAUAUAACGAGGACAUCUUCUUGUUUAAAGCUUGUACAAUCUAUGCUGUUGAUGUCAAAAUAAACUGAAGGUAUAUUACAUGUAAAAA
Messenger RNA from Diabrotica virgifera virgifera (western corn rootworm), 10803 nucleotides. It is a transcript of the gene Pits, whose product is annotated as interferon regulatory factor 2-binding protein 2. Lineage: Eukaryota; Metazoa; Arthropoda; Insecta; Coleoptera; Chrysomelidae. The transcript is spliced from 4 exons. Gene Ontology annotation, biological process: regulation of transcription by RNA polymerase II. Gene Ontology annotation, cellular component: nucleus. Bases 203 to 1690 code for a protein of 495 amino acids. Gene Ontology annotation, molecular function: transcription corepressor activity. The record is from RefSeq and is a predicted model, not a curated record.